Pogona vitticeps (central bearded dragon) is the source of this 1651-nucleotide messenger RNA. It is a transcript of the gene AEN, whose product is annotated as apoptosis enhancing nuclease. Gene Ontology annotation, cellular component: nucleus. NCBI's taxonomy places the organism in Eukaryota, Metazoa, Chordata, Lepidosauria, Squamata, Agamidae. Gene Ontology annotation, molecular function: nucleic acid binding; exonuclease activity. The record is from RefSeq and is a predicted model, not a curated record.
GAAGGAGGGUGGGAUCCCUGACGGUGAGGAUCCCCUCUGGUUAAACUGGGAGGGGGGUCAUGGGACUGGGAGCAGGAAGGCUCCCUUCCUUGCUGCCUGAAACCCUUUCCUAGGAUUUUGGAACGGAUUCCUUUUUAUAGGCCAGCCAAAAAAGGAAGAAAAAAAGGACAUGAGGAGGGCGGAUUGCGGAAGGACGAAAGGGAUUUCAUGAAGAUCUGUCCUGUCCCCCCCUCCCCCAAAUCUGAUACUUUCGAGGAUCGGGGAGGGUAAGAGUUGUGUAGAGGGAAGGGGGUAGGGAGAUUGCAAGAGUGGAAAUUUUGGAAACCCCCCACCCAAGAUCAGGAGUCCUGCAGUCAGCAGGGAUUUGGGGAGAUAUGGUCCAAAGUGGGGGUGGGGCUGAGGUGUGGGCUGGUGAGGUUUAAGGGAGGUCUCCAAGGAGAGAUCAGGAGGAGGAGAAGAUGAUGAUGAUGAGGUGGCCCAUCGGGCUGGCUAGCAGGAGAGGUUCUACAGGAUGCCCUCUCAUGCCGAAUUAAUGGCAAAGGAGACGAGUCUAGCAAAAGCAUCCGAAAUGGGUGCCUUGGGCGUGGAUGGCCUGGUUCUGAAAUGCCCUUGCUCCGGAUGGGAUCCGUCCCAUGUUCUCCAUAAAAACGGCACUCUGAAUAAAAAGAAAAGCCGGAAGCACCAGCGUUUUACGGCACGCCGGGCCCUGGAGCAGAAAAAUCAGCUGAACCACCGUCCAGGAGAGAAGAUCCUGAUGAACAUGGAAGGUGCCUCUAAAGUGAGCCGAAUCCAGGGCUCCGUGCAGUGGAAGGGAACUCAGAAUCGUCAGCCUCUCGAGGAGGGUUCAAGGAAGGCUCCGAAGAAGCUUGACACCCAGUCUCCAGCGCCACCGGUCCUUUCAGGGGAACCAGCCCAAGAUGCUGCGUCUUUGCAAGAUUUCCAGGAUCGGGUGGCCUCGCCCGGCCGCUCUGCGACAGGUUUGGGCCCCUCGUCUUGCCCAACAAGGUUGAGAAAACCUAAGAAAUGUGUGGCCAUUGACUGUGAAAUGGUCGGUACGGGUCCUUCCGGGAGAACAAGCGAAUUAGCCCGGUGCACGGUGGUGAAUUACGACGGGGAUGUGAUCUAUGACAAAUAUGUCCUUCCGGAGCUUCCGGUGGUAGAUUACCGGACUCGGUGGAGCGGGAUCACCCGGCGGGACUUGCAAACGGCCUGUCCUUUCAGGGUGGCCCAAGGCGAGAUUCUACAGAUCCUAAGAGACAAAAUUGUGGUGGGACACGCCAUCCACAAUGACUUCCGAGCCUUAAGAUAUUUCCACCCUCGACCUUGGACCCGCGACACAAGCCAGUGUCCCCUGCUGAGUCAGAAGAUGGGGCUCAAGGUGAAAGACAGUGUCUCCCUCAAGAACUUGGCUAGUCAGCUGCUGAAGAAAAAGAUACAGGUUAGCAAGCAUGGUCAUUCAUCCGUCGAAGACGCUCAGACUUCUAUGGAGCUUUACAGGUUGGUGGAGGUACCGUGGGAAGAGAUGUUGGCUUCCAGCCUCUCCUCCUACCCUCCAGACAGUGACACCGAUAGUGACUGUUAUAUGGACGAUCAGUACUGGCCCGAGGACCUUGACAUAGAUUGCAAAUAAAGAUCCAUGCUCGGCUCUGGA